UUUUUUUUUUUUUUCUUCGUUGAUAUAUGCUUACCCCCUUUUUAAUCUCUCCACCCACCCUGUGCUACGUAAGAGGAUUUUCCUCGGAGUCAGGGAGUUUAUUUAUAAAAUUAAAUCUCUCCGGCAUUCCGACUUCAUCUCUCGUUAUUGUCGCACAUACGCUCUUCCGAUCGCCGAAAUUAGCAUUCUGGAGGCGAAGCCGUCGGAGAAAAACCCAAAAAAAGGGGGCCAAGGGCGAGAAAAAUCGGAAGAAAGAUAGAAGAGAAUCGCGCACGGAUUUAGGAGAGCCGCAGCUUGGCUCGCUCGCCAAGGCACAACUAAGGAUGGCUUGUGGCCACACAAGGAGCAAUAGCAAUGCCACAAGGGUUGCAGAUCGAAGAAGUCGCACUUUAUUCAAAAGAGCAUUAGAUCAUAGCAACUACAAGUUUUCUCCAAAGGAGUGUGAAGUACCUGGACUUGUCUUGAGGAAUUCUGAGCAGAGGUGGAUUAUAUUCACACUGUUUUCCCUUGAACUUGAUGCAUACUGGAAAUUGGCACCUUUUUUACCACCCUUGCAAGGGGUUGACUGGAAAAACCAUGUGGGAUCUGGAGCUUCAUCAGACAUGGAUGGUCUUGUCUCUUUAUCACCGUCGCCAACAAUUAUUUUCCAGCUUGACCUGCCAAAAGAACAGAAGAUCAAUCGGCUUGAACUCACAGAUUCUGCAAAGCCAGUUCCCAUGUGCAGCUCUUCUGGAGGAGUUGUUCCCAAAGGGGAUAGGACUGUGAAAAGAAGUUCAAGAAAGAAGGGAAAAAAGAAGGGAAAACAGUACAAACGAGCCACAUGCAAAAAAAUUUCCACUAAAUCAGAAAUUCAACAUGAACAAAGCAUAUGUGGUCCUUGUGUUUCUGAUGCCACAAACAACAGUGACCUGGUUUGUUUGGGUGAUGGAAUGUCAGAAAAUAGUGUAUCUGAGAAGGCAACUUCUGCAAGUUUGUCUAUUGAGGGUACUUCUGUGGGAAAGGAUGGUAGUGAAAACAAUCAUGAAUUGGCAGAUUGUUCAACAACUUUGUCAUGUACGUCUUACAGCGAUUGUAGUCUCAUAUGCAGUCCUGUUUCUGAUACCACAACCAACAGUGACCUGGUUUGUUUGGGUGAUGGCUUGUCAGAAAAUAUUGUAUCUGAAAACGCAACUACCACAAGUUUGUCUAUUGAGGAUACUCCUGUGGGAAAGGAUGGUACUGAGAACAAUCAUGAAUUCGCAGAAUGUUCAACAACUUCAGUGUCAUGUAUGUCUUACCACGAUUGUAUGGAUGAGUCUGACCAAGUAGCAUCUUUGUCUCAGGAACGUGCUGGUGAGGAAUCCAGCUGCAAUAGUACCGCUUCUAGGAAUAAUGCAUUAAGCACUACUCAAACACCGGAAAUAGUUCUUUCCACCUUUGAUGAGAAUAAUAAAAAUGUUAAUCCAAAACAAAGUUGCAAUUUUUCCGACAAUUCUCCCAGCAUUUCCUUGGAUCCCUAUGAUACUUCAGUGCAAGAUUCAUAUCUAAAUGGUUGGAAUAGUGAUAUCGGUGAAAACUGCAUUGAUGUUGAAACUCUGUUAUCCGUCAAGGAUGAAAGUGGACUUAAUUCUUCAGGAGAAAUGAUUGCAGAUUCCAGGAAUUCUGACACUUCAUGUCAGACCACAACUGUAAAUUUAUAUGAUAUAAAUACUGAGAUGUUAGAUGAUGGUUGCAUGGGUAACUCUUGCUGGUCAAUGGAUGUUGUCAAUUCUUGUAACAGUGUUGAAAGAGCUUCAUGCAGUAGCCAGGCCUAUUGCAGCAAUGACUUCCAUCCCAUAAUAUCGGGAAAGCGGGGGAGGCGAACAAGGAAAAUGAGUGGAGGUGCAAGUCAGAAUGUGCCAAACAGAUUUCGUGGUGUCACAGGAAAAGAAAAUAAUCAUUCAGUCUGGCAGAAGGUCCAAAAGAUUGACAUGGAGGCAUUCAUCUGUGAAACUGAGACUGUCAAUGCUGUGUCUUCUCAGGAUAACACUUCAUUAAAACAUUCCAAUAUAAAGAUUAGAUCUGGCACAUCUGUGGGGCUGAAACAGAACCAGCAUGGAGAAACCUGCAGGAAUGCUUGUUCAGAUGAAGUGGUUAAAACAGAUUUGUGCAAAGUAACCUCUAAUAUUGGCAGUACAAGUGAAGUAGCAUCUGAAUUGAUAGAUGGAAGUUCAAUGAAUAGCAUCCGAAAGAAAGCCAGUUCAGCCUUUAAACAGGAAAAUCACUAUUCUAGGAAGGGACCUCAUGCAGCUAAAGUUAAUAUGAACAGGGUUUCCAAAAAUCAUGUUCCACAAAAUCAAGAAAUGCCAAUCUUGCCGCAGGUGAAUCAUAAAAAACACAUAAGCAGUGGAUUAAGAUCACCUUGUACCAUUGAUUUCCAACAAUUUUUGGUUGCAUCAGCUGACAAAAUCGACCAUGGUCACCGAGAGUCACAGCAGAAGCCAGAGAAUUAUAUUGAGGAAGUAACAUCAUCAGGAAAUAGUUGUAACACAGUGUGUGAUAUUAGUUUGCCAGUUGCUUAUAUUGAUGUAGGUGCAUCACCAUCAGAUUCUUCAGAUCAAGUGCACAUUGAAGUGACUUCCGAUAUCUGUAGUGCUAAGAACUCGAAGGAAGAGCUUUGCCAUACAGAUUCUGAAGAAAAUCAUUGCUUGAACUUAGUAGCAGAAAGUUCACAUAAGGAAUGUAGCAAGCCAGAUGGUAGUACUGGAUCUGUAUUGCAGAAGUGGGUCCCUGUGGGAAGGAAAGAAUCAACCAUGUCCAAUAUGAGCCGUUUAGAUCAUAUGAAUGUCUCUAUUGUGGAAGAUUUGGUUCCUGAUAAAUUGGAAUCAAGGCACGUCAAUGCAGAGGUUUCAACUUCAACUACUCAGUACUUUACUCUAACUAGAGAUCGGUUUCCAUGCUCAAGUCCCAGAGCUGAAGAUAAAGAUUUUUCUUCUGUUGAAGCAGAUCAAGUAAAUAGUAAAUUAAGAAACCACUGUUAUGCAGCUGGAGAAUCAGGUGUUGCGCUUCCUAUUUCCAGUUGUCAAACUCAUGAGGUGCCAAAUGAGGGCUUUUCUAGAUUUGAGACUGAUCUAGAUAAGAUACUACUGGCUGUUCAUGAUGCCUACAACUUGCAUACUGCAGCAGGUGCUCACCUAGCCUCUGGCAGUCCGCUAGCUGAUAUUGAGAGAUUUCUUUAUUCUGCCUCUCCAGUUAUUGGUCAAACACAUUCCACUGGAAGUUGCAGGACAUGCUUCAAAGAAAAACUAAUCAGUGACUCAUUGUGUUUGCAUCAUAUUCCUAAUAUAUCUUUGAAAAGACUCUGGCAGUGGUAUGAAGAACCUGCAUGCUUUGGUUUGGAAGUAAAGGCACAAGAGUAUCACAACUCAAAAAGGUUGCGUGAUGGUUAUUCUGAAUUCAGUGCAUAUUUUGUACCUUAUCUUUCUGCUGUGCAAUUAUUUGGGAGAUCCAGGAAUACCAGAAAUGACAGUGCCAAUGAAGUAACAGCAAUAGCUUGUGAGGUGGAGAAGACACUAGAAACUCCAUCAUCUAAUUUAUGCUCCCACCCAAUCCUCUCAAUGCUACUGCCGCAACCUUUUAAUGCAAGGGAUACAUGCUCAUCAGAUUCUUCUUCUUUCGCCAAAGAUGAAUGUUGCAAUCAGUCUAGUAGGAGCACAUGUGUGGGUGAUGAGGAGCUCAUUUUUGAAUACUUUGAAUCUGACCAACCUCCAUGGCGACGUCCGUUAUCUCAAAAGAUAAAGGAGCUGAUUGGUGGUGGCUCAGUGUCUAAUUGCCGGGCAUUUGGAGAUCCACUGAUGCUGGAAAACAUCAACUUGCAUGAUCUUCACCCUGCUUCAUGGUAUUCUGUCGCAUGGUAUCCUAUAUAUCGUAUACCUGAUGGAAAUUUUCAUGCUGCAUUUUUAACUUAUCACUCUCUUGGUCAUUUUGUUCAUCGAAGUUUCUCCUCCAAUGCAUCUGAUGGCCUUAGCUGCAUAGCUUCUCCAGUUGUUGGUUUGCUAAGUUACAAUGAUAAGGGAGAGUGUUGGUUUAAACUGAAGAACCCAUAUUUGAAGGUCAUCCAGACUGAAGAAGCUCAAUGUUUCAAUCCUUCAGAAAUUUUGAAAGAGAGAUUGAGGACACUCAAGCAAACUGCAACUGCAAUGGCAAGGGCUUCAGUUUCCAAGGGCAAUCGAAGAUCUGUGAAUAGACAUCCGGAUUAUGAGUUCUUCAUGUCCCGGAGCCGGUAAGGGGGCGUUGAUUUCUUUUAAGCAAAAGGUUCCUUCCACCUUAGUUCUUUCACAAAGUCUCUGGUCCUUUUUUGUAACAAAUGUCAAGGGAGUAGAGCUAACUUGGAGGCUUUCAAUUUUCAUCCUGAGUCAGGAAUCUAACCUGAAAGAAGGAAGUGUGAGCUCUUGACUUGCUUCCUCUCUCCCUCUCUCUCAUGUACAUUAUCUGUCUAUAUGGAUUAUCCUCAUAAUUUUUCUGUUAUCGAAGGUUUAGUUGUAAUUCAUAUGCACUCUCUUCAGUGUAACGUUUUUCUUUUUUUUUUUAUUUCUUUUUUUUUUUGUUGAGAAAAGAACGGUAUAACAAGUUAAUUCUCAGUGCAAGCUUCAUGUCGUGGAACUUGAAAUCUUUUCCAAAAUUUUGGUUUCUUUAGUUGCAAAAGAAUGAGAGAACAGAUCUCUUCUA
This is a messenger RNA of Elaeis guineensis (African oil palm), 4686 nucleotides long. RefSeq lists its product as uncharacterized. Lineage: Eukaryota; Viridiplantae; Streptophyta; Magnoliopsida; Arecales; Arecaceae. The record is from RefSeq and is a predicted model, not a curated record.